AUGGAUCCUAUCGAUCUCAAGCCCAAGACGGCCGACUCGGACACAAGUUCCGAUAAGCUCAAGCAAGACUUGACAGAGAAAGAUGACAUCCAAGUCUCCAACGUAGGCUACGUCCUCAAAAGCAAUCGUGCUGAUGUCGAGUAUGCCGGGGAAACACCUUUGCUAGAGGAGGAUAAGGUCGUCCAUAAUGCUGCGGAUAUCGUCACUCAAGUAAUCUCGCUGGAAGAUGACGCUUCGCUCAACCCUUGGACCUUCCGUAUGUGGUUCUUGGGUCUCGGUCUCGCCAUUUUUGGUGCUACUCUGCAGGAGAUCUUCUACUUUAAGCCUCAGGUCAUCUACGUCUCACUCGUAUUCUUAACCGUGAUUGCAUACGCCAUUGGCGAGUUCAUGGCUGCCGUCAUCCCUAAGCAUGGCUUCAUCGGUCGCUGGCUCAACCCUCACCCGUUCAACCUGAAAGAACACGCUGCUAUCACUCUGAUGGCUUCGGCUGGUACUCAGUCCGCCCUUGCCACCGAGGCGCUUGCGGCUCAGCAGCUCUUCUACGGUGGCUACCCCUCGAAAGCAGCUGGUAUCUUUUUGGUUCUGUCUUCGCAGCUUCUCGGAAUGACCGUGGCUGGUCUGCUCCGAAACGUUCUUGUGCGACCUGUCAAGCUUCUUUGGCCCGGAAAUCUGCCCAUGACUUCGCUUCUUGAGUCUUUCCACGGCAGUAAGGGAGUCGACGCCAAGCUCAUUGUCAAGAAGCGAAUGAAGGUCUUCUGGCUGGUCGCUGGCACGCUGUUCGUAUGGGAACUGUUUCCCGAGUACAUCUUUCCGGUCCUUGAAGGUGUGUCGGUCUUUUGCCUUUCAAGACAGAAUGACCUUGUUUUCACUAACCUCUUUGGUGGCGCCUCGGGUAACGAGGGUCUCGGUUUCCUCUCUAUCUGCUUCGAUUGGAACUACAUCGCUGGUCUUGGCUCCCCAAUGUGGGUUCCUCUUGAGACCAUGUUCAACAAUCUCGUUGGUUACAUUGGUUGCAUUGUUCUGUUCAUCGGUCUUUACUACGGCAACAUCUUCAGGGCACAAGACUUCCCCUUCCUCUCGCAAGAGCUCUUCGACGGCACUUCAAAUGGCACCAAUGCCUUCAUUUACAACCAGACGUCCAUCAUGACGCCAGAAUUUCUUAUCGAUCAAGAAGCUUUGAAGGCUCAGGGGACGCCUUGGAUUACUGCCACCUACCUCGGCUAUCUCAUCACUUCCAACAUCGGCCUCACUGCUUGCUUUACACAUAUGAUGCUUUGGAACUAUGAUGACAUCAAGGCUGGUUGGUCCUGGGCGUACCCGUCGGAGCUCAAGAAGCUCUUUGCUAACCCUCACUGGUACAAAUUCUGGCGUGCCAGCACCGAGGAGGAGGAGGCUGAAUGGGCUCAAAAGAUGAUGGCCGAUGAGCGUUGCGAUCCGCACUACAAGGUUAUGAUGAAGAACGGCUACAAGGAGGCACCAAUGUGGUGGUGGGGCGCUUCCCUUUUAGUCUCGUGGGCCGUUGGUCUUAUCUGCCUGUACGUUAUGAAGUCAACGCUCCCCUGGUGGGGUUUCAUAUUGAGCACCCUGUUCACUUUCGUGUUCAUGCUCUUCUUCGGUGCUCAAGCGGGUAUCACUGGUUUUGGCUUCAAUCUUCAACCUAUCUGCCAGAUGCUUGCGGGCUACCUCUUCCCCGGUCGUCCUCUGGCCAACCUCUACUUCACGUGUUACACGUACAACACCAUGUCCAUGGGUCUCAUGCUCGCCAAGGACCUUAAACUUGGACAGUAUGUGCACCUUGCUCCUAUGUGCACAUUCACGGUACAGAUCGUUGGCUGCCUAGUCGGUGCAAUGAUGAACUGGGUCAUGAUGUCCGAGAUUGUGGAAAACCAAGCGACGAUCCUCAAGUCGGUUCUCGGUACCAACAUCUGGUCAGGACAGAACAUCCAGCAAUUCAAUACGCUCGCCAUCGCCUGGUCGAUCGCCAAGGACAUGUUUUCGAUUGGCGCCAAGUACCAGUGGGUCACUAUUGCCUACCUGAUUGGCUUCUUCGUACCCCUUCCCAUGUAUCUGGGCAACAAGAUCUGGCCUCACCGCGCAUGGAGCUACUUCAACUUUUCCAUCAUCGCUUGGUACAUGGGUUGGCUUUUUGUCGGCAUCAAUGCGUCUAUCACCUCUUACUUUAUCAUUGGCUUUUUCGCUCAGUUCUACCUCCGAAAGUACCGUCCUGGUUGGUUCAACAAGUACAACUACAUCGUCUCAGCCGCCCUCGACGGUGGUACUCAGACCAUGGUCUUUAUUCUCACUUUUGCCGUCUUCGGUGGCAGUGGCAAGGCUCGUCCCUUCCCUACAUGGGCCGGAAACCCGGAUGCCAAGCUUCACAACCUGGAUUACUGUGCCAUUUCUCCCAUUGCUGUGGAGUGA
Molecule: messenger RNA, 2421 nt
Organism: Mycosarcoma maydis (corn smut)
Lineage: Eukaryota; Fungi; Basidiomycota; Ustilaginomycetes; Ustilaginales
Gene: opt2
Exons: 2
Coding region: 1-2421 (806 amino acids)
Biological process (GO): transmembrane transport
Molecular function (GO): oligopeptide transmembrane transporter activity
Source: RefSeq, a predicted model, not a curated record